AUGCAUAGGAGUUUCACUGCAUUGUUUGGUAAGCAAACUUUCAAGAAUCUUCUUGUAUUCCAGAACAUCCAAUCUUGGGGUGAUUUGGACUUAAUGGCCAAUAAGUAUUUGGUUAAUCAACAAGAUGUGGUUCGGUUGACAAUCAGUUGGGUUAGGCAUAUGUGUGUUCAAUAUUUAAUUGUAAGACUCGUAAAAGGUCUUAUAUCGUGGACAGGUGAGGGUCUCGGUGACUCCCGUCUCUCAAAUAGCUGUCGCAACUCGCAACGCUUUCUUGGGAACAUCUCUCCUUCAAAUUCUACAUACCCAGCUUCUCAGUUCUUCUUCUACAGGGGCUUCGCUUCUAAGCUUUUCCUCAAAGGUGUAUCUUUCUUGACCACAGAAGAAAGAUUAGUUGAAGCAUUCUCACAAUUUGGCCAUGUUCUUGAAGCUAAAAUAACAAGGAAUAAAACUACUAAAAGGUCAAAAGGUUAUGGGUAUGUGACCUUUGCUGAACAGAGUGAAGCCCACAAGGCCUUGGUGGGCAUGAAUAGGAAGGUGCUAGAUGAGGGUGUUCAGCCAGCCAGGCUUUCCCCCCGUGCCAGCAGCUGAUAGGUGAUGUAACUUUCUGAUCCUCUUAUAUUAUUGUGUUAAAUGUUGCUAAGGUUGGGCUUAUGACACAUCAUAUAAUUUCCGUACUAUAUAUUCUUUCAUUUUUUGAGUUGACUGUUGACAAUUGUAUUAUCGUACUACGUCCUAGGCGCUA
Tripterygium wilfordii is the source of this 742-nucleotide messenger RNA. RefSeq names its product glycine-rich RNA-binding protein 2, mitochondrial-like. Lineage: Eukaryota; Viridiplantae; Streptophyta; Magnoliopsida; Celastrales; Celastraceae. The transcript is spliced from 7 exons. The record is from RefSeq and is a predicted model, not a curated record. Gene Ontology annotation, molecular function: RNA binding. The coding region runs from base 1 to 588 and encodes 195 amino acids.